CUGUAUAAAAAAAUAUACAGUUUAUAUUUCACAUGUUGACCUGUUGUGCAUGUAUUUUGAUACGGAAUAUCAUUUUAUAACACAUUAAAUUAUGCUAUACAAUGAGAUGAGAUCCCAGCUGCUGCAUUGUCUUGAUGAGUGGAUAACAGGCUCACUCUGAGGAACAGCGGGAAAGCUGCAACACUACUGCCGCGAAACAUAGCUCAAUUCACCCGCCGAAUGGCGAUGCAGAAAGUCUGUUAACAGCUUCUUCCCAUGAACACGGCUGCCACAAGCGAGGAGUUUAUUAGGACGCUGCAGAAAUGCAGCAGGAGCGCUGUUCUUCCUCCGACAGGCCUCUGGAUCCCGGCUGUCUGCUGGAACGCGACGCCGAGCGGAGCGCGGACCGGCUCGGUUGCGCGGCGGUGGAUUUCCCGGUAGCUGUAGUUCUUCCCGCCGGUGGCUCUGGGGAAAGAAUGGGACUGGCCACACCGAAACAAUUCUGCACCAUUCUCAACAGACCUCUGAUAAGCUUCACGAUUCAAGCGUUUGAGAGAUUAUCAUGGAUUGGAACUGUUGUCGUUGUGGUUGCUAAGGAGAAUCAUGACUUGAUGCUGAAUAUUGUCCAGAAAUUUAAUCACACAAAGGCAAAAGUAGUCCACGGGGGAACCACCAGACACAGGUCAAUCUUCAGCGGACUUCAGGCCUUCAGCAGCACUACAGACUCACUGACGCCCAAACCAAAAGUGGUCAUCAUCCAUGAUGCUGUACGGCCCUUUGUGGAAGAAGAUCUUUUGUUGAAAAUCACCCUAGCAGCUAAAGAGCAAGGGGCCUCGGGAGCGAUACGUCCUCUGGAGUCCACAGUCAUUGCAACCACGUCAGAGGGCUACCUGGACCACUCGCUGGAGAGAGCAAAGUACAGAGCCAGUGAAAUGCCGCAAGGAUUUCUUUAUGACAUUAUUUUCCAGGCCUACCAGCGGUGCAGUGAAUUUGACUUUGAGUUUGGCACCGAGUGCCUACACUUGGCCCUGCAGUACUGUGGCACGAAUGCAAAGCUCAUAGAAGGACCACCGACUCUGUGGAAAGUAACAUACAAGCGAGAUCUAGCAGCUGCGGAGGCUAUUAUUAAAGAGACUCUUUCAAUGUCAGCAUGUAUCAUCGCAGGAGCUGAAGCAGAAGCCGUUGAGUUGGCCAAAGCACUUCAGAAAAAUCUGAACAUGAUGGAGACAGACGUCAUUCCAUGUGCAAAGGAAAGUCAUACAGAGUACCUGUCCAAAACCCGAAACUUUAUUCACAUAUCUACGACUGCAUCAAACUUCUUGGGGACCCUGGACAUGGCGAAACGUUUUGACCACGCUCGUUUAUACCCAGUAGUUGUUGUUUGGCGUUUAAAGAGAGAGUCCAACAUCACAUGUGGGUUUUUCCUGAUGAAGUCCAAUCCUCACAUUGAGAAUCCAUUAGUCCGCUAUAGGAAGAAACCUCCCAAGCCCCCUAUUAAGCACAGGGAGUCUCCAGCACUCUGGGAUUUGGCCUUCGUCAUAGGCACCAACAGCGAGAAUGAAGCCAUUAAAUCAUAA
Molecule: messenger RNA, 1556 nt
Organism: Sinocyclocheilus rhinocerous
Lineage: Eukaryota; Metazoa; Chordata; Actinopteri; Cypriniformes; Cyprinidae
Product: isoprenoid synthase domain-containing protein-like
Exons: 9
Coding region: 303-1556 (417 amino acids)
Biological process (GO): isoprenoid biosynthetic process; protein O-linked glycosylation via mannose
Cellular component (GO): cytosol
Molecular function (GO): D-ribitol-5-phosphate cytidylyltransferase activity
Source: RefSeq, a predicted model, not a curated record